AUGAAUGCUAGUGGUUUUUUCUUUUUCAAGUUUGCUGAUGAGAAUGGUAUGAUGAAUGCUAUGAAAGAAGGUCCUUGGAUCAUUCGAUCACAACCGCUUUUUCUGAAUGUAUGGUCUCCAUCCUCGAAACUGGAAAAGAAGGAAGUUAAAACGGUGCAGCUUUGGGUUAAAAUUCACGAGGUUCCUCUUGCGGCAUAUACAGAGGAUGGCUUAAGCAUGAUUGCAACGGCCAUUGGUAAACCAAUAGCUUUAGAUACAUAUACUACCUCAAUGUGCUUAGAUUCAUGGGGUCGGAGCAGCUUUGCGAGAGCUCUAGUAGAAAUCUCGGCAGACAAUGACCUCAAGGAGGAGAUCGUGAUUGCUGUUCCAGAUUUGGAAGGGGAUGGGUUUGCUAAGGUAAAGUUGUUUGUGGAAUAUGAAUGGAGCCCUCAUCGAUGCUCUCUUUGCAAGGUUUUUGGGCAUAAUGAUGGGGAUUGUCCGAGGCAAAUCAGACAGGUUACGAAGGCUCCGGCCAGUGUUCCAAAAGUUCAUAAAGCUCCUAAUUCUAAAGGGACUACGAAAAAACCAGUGGUAGACAAAGACGGGUUCACGGAUGUGGAAGCUAGGAAAACGGCAAAGAGAACUGGGUUUCCGGUUAACAAACAAAAACAAAGAUUUGAGUACCGUCCGGUUGGGUUAAAAACCAGUGGAGAACCGAAUAAAUCAGCCCCAUCUUCGAGUUUCUUCUCAAGGAACCCCUUUGAUGUGUUAAACGACUCGAGUAAUGACCAUGAAGCUGGUGGAAGCGGAGCAGGGGACACGAAAGAUGACUCGGAUGAUGAUGAGGUCCAGGAGGUCUACAACGAGACGGAUGAAUUUCUUGUUAAUGACGCGAGUAAACCUGUAACUAAACAAGGGGCAAGCACUCCUUUUUCAGCGGUUAAUAAUGGUUAG
Messenger RNA from Helianthus annuus (common sunflower), 933 nucleotides. RefSeq lists its product as uncharacterized. Lineage: Eukaryota; Viridiplantae; Streptophyta; Magnoliopsida; Asterales; Asteraceae. The transcript has a single exon. The coding region runs from base 1 to 933 and encodes 310 amino acids. The record is from RefSeq and is a predicted model, not a curated record.